UUUCAAUUCUUAAAACAUUAUUUUCACAAAAUAACAAUUACAUGUUGUAUUAAAAAAGAACAAUGAAAAAGACAGAGGGUCUUUUACAAAACAACAACAAUGUAGAAGUAGGAAUGAAUGUCUUGAGUGUUGUAUUUACUAAUCACUUUUUCCUUGGCUAGUGGCAAUGUGGUCUAGGGUUUAAGGCUAGGUCUACAGUAUAUUAUCAACAUUGCCUUAUAUCAUAUAUCUCAUAUGAAAGUAUCGUAUUCUAAAGGUGGAUGUAAAUUCAACGUCUUGUGCGCCAUUUUGCGGUGGUCCUGUGAGGGUCAAGUGUUAGUACACCGCAAUAAUCCACCUUGAGUUAGAUUCCUGGGCUGCCAUUGGAUUAGUCCUGAGAACACAACAAUGGCUCGUUUUAAUUCACCAUAAUCCCAGUGAAUAUUGAAAGCACUUUCAUAUGACUCUGUGGAGAAGAGGCUAAUGCCGAAAGAAGAAACUCUCAGGAACGUAAUAAUAUAGGAGAUAAAAUAUUUACAAAUGUCUUCUUCCCCUACGACCUCUUGCGAUUGGAUGAUCCUGCAGGCUGAACAGAAAAAUAUCAAUGUUCGUGUCACCACCAUGGACGCUGAGCUGGAGUUCGCCGUCCUGCCCAGCACCACUGGCAAACAACUCUUCGACCAGAUAGUGAAGACCAUCGGGCUGAGAGAGACCUGGUUCUUUGGCCUACAGUACCAGGACAGCAAAGGCUUCUCUACCUGGCUCAAACUCAACAAGAGGGUGACAGCUCAGGAUGUACGCAGGGAGAACCCUCUGUUGAUAAAGUUCCGGGCCAAGUUCUACCCUGAAGACGUAGCUGAGGAACUGAUCCAAGAGGCCACGCAACGACUUUUCUUCCUGCAGGUGAAGGAAGGCAUCCUGAAUGAUGAUAUCUACUGUCCUCCUGAGACGGCUGUGCUGUUGGCCUCCUACUCUGUUCAGACCAAACAUGGAGACUACAAGAAGGACUACCACUUCCCGGGUUACCUCAGCAGGGACAAGCUGCUUCCCCAGAGGGUUCUGGAGCAGCACAAGCUGAACAAGGAGCAGUGGGAGAAUAGGAUAAAGGUGUGGCAUGAGGAGCACAAGGGAGUGCUGAGGGAGGAUGCCAUGGUGGAGUAUCUGAAGAUAGCUCAGGAUCUAGAGAUGUAUGGAGUCAACUACUUCAGCAUCAAGAACAAGAAGGGUUCAGAGCUGUGGCUGGGGGUAGACGCUCUGGGCCUCAACAUAUACCAGAACACUGACAGGAUGACCCCUAAGAUCGGCUUCCCAUGGAGUGAGAUCAGAAACAUUUCCUUCAACGACAAGAAGUUUGUUAUAAAGCCCAUGGACAAGAAAGCCCCGGAUUUUGUGUUCUACGCCCCUCGUCUACGGAUCAACAAGCGUAUCCUGGCGCUGUGCAUGGGAAACCAUGACCUGUACAUGAGGAGGAGGAAGCCAGACACCAUCGAGGUCCAGCAGAUGAAAGCCCAGGCCCGUGAGGAGAAGACUAAGAGACAGAUGGAGAAAGCUCUGCUCGAGAGCGAGAAGAAGAAGAGGGAGAAUGCGGAGAAGGAGACAGAGAAGAUCGCCAGAGAAACCAUGGAGCUAAUAGGCAGACUGAAACAGAUUGAGGAAGAGACCAAGAAAGCUCAGGAAGAGCUGGAUAAGAGGACUCGCAGGGCCCUGGAGCUGGAGAAAGAGAGGACGUUUGCCCAGGAGGAGGCAGAGCGUCUGGAGAAGGAGCGCAGGGCAGCGGAAGAGACCAAGGCAGCCCUCCUACAGCAGUCAGAGAGCCAGAUGAAGAACCAGGAGAACCUGGCUACUGAUCUGACCUCUAAGAUCUCCCUUCUGGAGGACGUAAAGCAGAAGAAGGACGACGAUACAAAGAGAUGGCAGAAAAGGGACUCUGUGCAGGGGGACCACGACGAGACCGACGAGAGCAGCGCCGAGGCCAGCGCCGAGCUGACAUCACCAGGCAUGGUCAGAGACCGCAGCGAGGAGGGACGCAUGACGGAGGCUCAGAAGAAUGAACGGCUACAGAAACACCUCAAGGCCCUGAGUAGUGAGUUGGCCAGCGCUCGAGACGACAGUAAGAAUACUCCCAACGACCUGAUCCACGCGGAGAACGUUAAGGCCGGCCGGGACAAGUACAGGACCCUCCGUCAGAUACGACAGGGCAACACCAAGCAACGCAUCGACGAGUUUGAGUCCAUGUGAAGGAUAGAAAGAAUGCGAAUGAGAGAGAAGGUGUGUGUGUGUGCGCGUGUGUGGGAGUGUGGGAGUGAGAGAGAGUGAGAGAGAGGGUGAGAGAGAGAGAGUGAGAGAGAGAGUGUGAGAGAGGUGGUACUGAAUCUAUGUAUUUAAAUGGGAGUCAUAUAGGCAGGUACAGUGUAAUUACUAAGUCAUUAAUGCUUCUCCCUAGUAGUGUGUUGUCCCCUGUGACUAAAGAGUGCCAACUUCAUGGGAUUUGUAGUUUGGUCAAGUAAAAUUCUGUGGACUACAGACUGUACUACUACUAGUACCACAAUCAAAGUGAGUGAUGAUACUAUUAAUCAUAAUAUAUCAUAAUUUAUGCUGCUUUUGCUCAUGGUUUUUGCAAUCUUGAAAUGAAUCUAUGCAAAAUAAUUAUUAGCUGAUAUAGCAUGAAAACCAUAA
Messenger RNA from Oncorhynchus tshawytscha (Chinook salmon), 2655 nucleotides. RefSeq names its product moesin-like. Gene Ontology annotation, cellular component: cytoskeleton; apical part of cell; plasma membrane. The record is from RefSeq and is a predicted model, not a curated record. Lineage: Eukaryota; Metazoa; Chordata; Actinopteri; Salmoniformes; Salmonidae. Gene Ontology annotation, molecular function: cell adhesion molecule binding; actin binding. The transcript is spliced from 15 exons. Gene Ontology annotation, biological process: regulation of cell shape; positive regulation of early endosome to late endosome transport; regulation of organelle assembly. Bases 520 to 2217 code for a protein of 565 amino acids.